ACCUUUCUCUAAAUAUAAGAACCAAUUUAAACCUAUUCAACCAAACAUAUAAACCUAAUCGAUAUAUGAUUUUAGAUACGAAGAAUCAAAACGUUUAGUUACUUCCUAUCAAAAUAAAAAACUAUUGCCUUCCUCGCAUCAUUCAUUUAAAGCUAUUUUCACAAUAAUCUAAAUAUAUGUAAAAGUAUUAUUUUUAUCAUGAUUUCUCUUGUUUACUUUUAAUCAAGGCUAUUAAUACAUAAUUUUAUUAGAUUAGACCAAAUUUCAUAUUAGUUUUGUAUUUUAAAAUUUUGAUUAGUUUUUUUUAAUUGUUGAAUAAAUUCAGGUAGAUCAUGAACGACAAAAAGGAUUUCCUAGCUAAUAAUUUUACAUCAAGUCAUAAAAAGCCUGUAAAAGGAAGACUUAAUUACAAGAUAAUGAAGGAAAUUGGUUCCCUUUGAGAAGUUUGUUCUUGAUACCAUUAUGAAUUUGAUUAUUCUAGUUGUAUUUUAAAUUUUGCUGCAAUAAACAAAGUCAAUGUAUGGUAAAGUUUCCAACUUUUGUUUUUGUCAAGUUUCCAUGUAGAUCAUAUAAACUCCAAGUCAACAUAACAGUAGAACUCUGAACAAAAAUACUGAGAAUCAUACCAACUGCUAUUGAUGUUUCUCGUCCCGGAGCCCAUUAACUACCGAAGAAAGUUAAACCUUCUAUGAAAAUUCAAUCCAUAAUCUCUUUUGAUCUGGCACCAACUUAUGAUCGUGGGAUUAGUGAUUUCUAUUACAAAAAUCAACAUUCUCCAAAUGUGUAUCACUAAAGCAGACAUUUCAGUUAAUAAGAGUUUUUUUUGUUUUUGGCUAAAAUGUUAAUAAGAGUUGUUUAGCCAAGAUAUUUGCACCGCAAAUGCAGACUAUUACAUUCAACAUCAAUGGUGUCAACUAAUAUAACUUAAUCUGACUAAAUCAAUCCAUAAAGUGACAAACCGAUUAUGUAUGUGCUUUAAAAAGGUUAAAAUGCAAUUAGAAAAUCAAAAUUUAUGAUUGAAUUAUAUAAAAAAGUUAUAGAUUGCUUUUUAAGGUACUGUUGUUGUUGUGUCACAGUUAGAAUCAGAUUUAUAUAAUAUAUAUCUGAUAACACUACCGAAUCAGAUAUGAAUAAUUGAACUCACUUUAAGGUAUAUAAAAAUCACAAGACUCUACGGAAACAUCAACAAAAAUUAAUAGUUUUAACGUCUCACCAAACCCACUCACCCACCUAUUCGACUGGUCAGGCCUAUUUUUCUUUCGUUAUGAAACAAAAGAAUUAAGAACUAGCCCUGGAAUCACAUGGCCAGACUAGUAUAUGGGUCCUUUAAAUAUUCUCAGUAGAUUUGCAGAUAAUUCAAACUUUUCACAGUCCCACGUCUGGCAAUUAAUCUUGUAACCAAUUGAUCCAUUAGAGAUUUGGUAAAUAAUUAGACCUUUAAUAUUUUUUAUAAUCAAAGGCCCAAGCAUAUUUGCUUCAGUACUUGAUUUCACUCGGGGCUUUGAAGCAAUAUAAUUUUCUCCUUUGCACAGUUACACGUGCGUUUCCUUAUUAAAACCUAGCUAACAUGCAUGCAUGUGUUUGAACACUGAUAAUGCAAUAAUGCUUAACAUUCAAGUGAAAACAUUUUGCUAACAAUAAACGAAACGAACAAUUUCUCAUAAACUAUUUAAUUCAAACGUCAACAAAUUCUGUAAGAUAAUACUAUUUUCACUAAUAUCAUAAUAGUGUAAAAUUAUGGAAAAAUAAAAUCUUCACUAACUGUAAUAUGUAAUAUGUAUGAAAAGCUGCAGUAACAAAAAUUGCAGCUCAGCUGCUAAAGCAAAUGGAUUUUUAAGAUAAUACUAUUUUCACUAAUAUCAUAAUAGUGUAAAAUUAUGGAAAAAAGUCUUCACUAACUGUAAUAUGUGUAUGAAAAGCUGCAGUAACAAAUAUUGCAGCUCAGCUGCUAAAGCAAAUGGAUUUCACCUCAAUUGAUUAGAUAACAAGUGAAAUAUCAAAGUAAAUAAUGAAAUUUGGUUUUCUCCUAUAAAUUUCCACAAUAGUAAAAACGGUUAAAACCUUAAAUCUAAAUAUUGAUAAUCAAGACAACUUUUAUCUUUCUCUACCAACCUUCCCCUAAAUCAAUAAUCGACAUUACCCACAUUUUGUUUGUGCCAUGAAUUUCGCGGUUUAAUUCUAUAUUUUCUUGUUUUACAUUUGAAAUAUGAUAGUUACUAACAACAGUAAAAAGUUAGUAAUGUAGUAUUCUUUUUUCCAUAAUGAUAACUUUCACACAUAUUAAAAAUAUAUUGAAUUUAUAUCAUAAACGCAUCAUUUAUGAGAUUUUAAUCAAACUUCAACAAAUAAUAGUUUAAUAAACUCAAUUAAUUUUUCAAAGUUUGUAUUAUUUUUAGAUAAAAUGAUUUUAUAAAAUACAAAAAUUAUAUUUGUGAAACCAUUUUUUUCUUCUAAAACAUGACACGGAAUCAGUAUUUUUUAACAAACAAAAUAAAUCGGAUUACCAACUCCCUCCCUAAUAUAAAUCAAAGUCUCGACCAGAUCUGUCUAGAAAGUGAAUUUGAUUUACACAUUUUUCCAUUUUUAUAGUAAUACUCGAUUUAAUCACUGAAAAAAAAACUCAUGUCAUGGUUUCUUAUAACGGCGGCCAUUGCCGCAGUCGUGUCUUACAAACUGAUCCAACGGCUAAGGUUCAAGCUCCCACCGGGCCCACUCCCUAAACCAAUAAUUGGUAACAUCUGCGACAUAAAACCUGUCCGGUUCAUAUGCUACUAUGAGUGGGCACAAACCUAUGGACCAAUCAUAUCGGUUUGGAUAGGUUCGAUUUUAAAUGUUGUCGUAUCUAGUGCCGAGCUAGCAAAGGAAGUGCUCAAAGAUCACGAUCAGAAACUCGCCGACAGGCACCGGAACAGAUCAACGGAAGCAUUCAGUCGCAACGGUCAGGAUCUAAUAUGGGCGGAUUAUGGGCCACAUUACGUGAAGGUGAGAAAAGUUUGCAUGCUUGAGCUCUUCACACCUAAACGACUCGAGUCACUUAGACCUAUCCGUGAAGAUGAGGUCACUGCCAUGGUCGAGUCCGUCUUCAGAGACUGUAAACUUCCUGAAAACAUAACCAAAGGAAUACAACUGAGGAAGUACUUAGGAGCGGUUGCGUUCAACAACAUAACGCGGCUAGUGUUCGGAAAGCGCUUCGUGGACGCGGACGGUGUGAUAGACGAGCAAGGGCUUGAGUUCCACGCCAUAGUGUCCAACGGUCUGAAGCUAGGUGCUUCACUGUCGAUAGCUGAACACAUCCCCUGGCUCCGGUGGAUGUGUCCGGCUGAUGAGAAGGCGUUUGCUGAGCAUGGUGCUCGCCGCGACCUCCUGACUCGAGCUAUCAUGGAAGAGCACACUUUGGCCCGUCAAAAGUUUAGUGGACCUAAGCAGCAUUUUGUUGAUGCGUUGCUUACGUUGAAGGAUCAGUAUGAUCUUAGCGAGGACACCAUCAUUGGUCUUUUAUGGGAUAUGAUCACGGCAGGGAUGGACACGGCAGCGAUAUCAACAGAAUGGGCGAUGGCAGAAAUGAUCAAGAAUCCAAGAGUGCAACAAAAGGUGCAAGAAGAAAUCGAUAGAGUCAUUGGCCUUGACCGGAUCUUAACCGAACCAGACUUCGCUAGCUUACCCUACCUGAAAUGCGUGGUUAAAGAAUCAUUCAGGCUGCACCCACCAACGCCUCUAAUGGUUCCUCACCGAGCCAGAGAAGACGUCAAGAUAGGAGGCUACAACAUUCCAAAAGGUUCAAACGUUCAUGUGAACGUUUGGGCGGUGGGUAGAGACCCGGCCGCAUGGAGAAACCCAUUAGAGUUUAGACCAGAGAGGUUCUUGGAGGAAGAUGUUGACAUGAAGGGUCAUGAUUUUAGGCUGCUUCCGUUUGGAGCAGGGAGACGAGUUUGUCCUGGUGCACAACUUGGUAUCAGCUUGGUGACUUCGAUGUUGAGUCAUUUGCUUCACCACUUUGUUUGGACACUGCCUCAAGGGACUAAUACAGAUGAGAUUGACAUGUCUGGAAACCCUGGAAUAGUUACUUUCAAGCGUACUCCUGUUCAAGCCGUUGCCACGCCUCGGUUGGCUUCGGAUCUGUAUAAACGUGUGCCUUUUGAUAUGUGAAUAUGUCUCUCCUCAUCUACCUUCUUGUGGUGCUACGGAUGAUGAUGGUCUUGCUGUUUUUUCCGUAUGCAUGUUUCUUUUGCGCUUUAUUAUGGACAUAAGCAAAUAAACCAUCUUCUUUGUCAUUGAGUUUAACGAUCUUCA
This is a messenger RNA of Brassica napus (rape), 4290 nucleotides long. RefSeq names its product cytochrome P450 98A3-like. The record is from RefSeq and is a predicted model, not a curated record. The transcript is spliced from 3 exons. Lineage: Eukaryota; Viridiplantae; Streptophyta; Magnoliopsida; Brassicales; Brassicaceae. Bases 2623 to 4146 code for a protein of 507 amino acids. Gene Ontology annotation, molecular function: heme binding; oxidoreductase activity, acting on paired donors, with incorporation or reduction of molecular oxygen; iron ion binding.